Menidia menidia (Atlantic silverside) is the source of this 2640-nucleotide messenger RNA. Lineage: Eukaryota; Metazoa; Chordata; Actinopteri; Atheriniformes; Atherinopsidae. The record is from the annotation of a GenBank genome assembly.
AUGGCGCAGCCAGACAGUAAGAAAAUAUUCUUUGAGAACCUGUCGGGAUCCGGGAAAGCCAUCGCUGUACUGACAAGCGGAGGGGAUGCUCAAGGAAUGAAUGCCGCUGUACGCGCUGUGGUCCGGAUGGGUCUGUAUGUGGGAGCAAAGGUUUAUUUUAUACGAGAGGGGUACCAGGGUAUGGUGGAUGGUGGGGAGAACAUAAAGGAGGCCACAUGGGAAAGUGUGUCCAGCAUGCUACAAGUGGGUGGGACCGUGAUCGGCAGCGCCCGCUGCAAGGAGUUCCGCUCCCACGAGGGGCGGCUGAAGGCCGCUCACAACCUGGUGCAGCGUGGCAUCACCAACCUGUGCGUGAUUGGUGGAGACGGCAGCCUUACCGGAGCCAACCUCUUCAGGGAGGAGUGGAGCGGCCUGCUGGCGGAGCUCGUCGAGCAAGGACUGAUCGAGGCCGAUGCGGUCCAGAAGUACUCGGCCCUUCACAUCGUGGGGAUGGUGGGCUCCAUCGACAACGACUUCUGCGGAACCGACAUGACCAUCGGCACCGACUCCGCCUUACACAGAAUCAUCGAGGUGGUGGACGCCAUCAUGACCACGGCACAGAGCCACCAGAGGACGUUUGUGCUGGAAGUCAUGGGCAGACACUGUGGCUACCUGGCUUUGGUGAGCGCGCUGGCUUGCGGAGCAGAUUGGGUUUUGAUCCCCGAAAUGCCUCCAGAGGAUGGAUGGGAGGACAAGAUGUGUCAGAAACUGUCAGCGACCCGUUCCAGGGGCACAAGGCUGAACAUAAUCAUAGUUGCAGAGGGAGCCAUUGACAGGCAUGGGAAACCAAUAACCUCUAGUUUUGUCAAAGAUAACCGUGCGGGGAUGAAAAGGCUGAAUAUCAUAAUUGUAGCCGAGGGGGCGAUUGAUCGUAACAACAAAGCCAUUACCACUGACUAUGUAAAGAAUCUUGUUGUCAAAUGCCUGGGUUUCGACACACGAGUUACAAUCUUGGGGCACGUGCAGAGAGGAGGGACCCCAUCAGCCUUUGACCGCAUCUUGGCUAGCCGCAUGGGCGUGGAGGCUGUUCUGGCCCUUCUGGAGACCACGGCCAACACGCCGGCCUGUGUGGUCUCACUGUGCGGCAACCAGUCGGUGCGCCUGCCUCUGAUGGAGUGCGUACAGAUGACGCAAGAAGUCCAGAAGGCCAUGGACCACAAGCGGUUCGAGGAGGCGGUGAAGCUUCGGGGCAGGAGCUUCGAAAACAACCUGAGGACGUACAAACUGCUGGCGCAUCGCAAACCAGAAUCCGAACUGCCGACGAGCAACUUCAACGUGGCGGUGCUGAAUGUCGGCGCCCCCGCAGCGGGCAUGAACGCAGCUGUCCGCUCAGCCGUCAGGGUGGGCAUCUCCGAGGGGCACAAAAUGUUCGCCGUCAACGAUGGAUUUGAAGGAUUCUACAAAGGACAGAUAAAAGAAAUCAAAUGGGGGGACGUUGGAGGAUGGACAGGACAGGGUGGCUCCCUGUUGGGAACUAAAAGAACGCUUCCUGCUAAGCAUGUUGACAAAAUUGCUGAGCAGAUGCGAAAGCACAAUAUAAAUGCACUUCUGGUUAUUGGUGGAUUUGAGUGGUACCUGUCUGUUUCGCUGCUGUCCGUUGUGAUAGACCCGGCUCCUCCCCUUGGCAUUCUCCACUUAUGCCUUUCCCCCCCCUUCUUGUGGCAAGUAGCACCUCACGACCAAGCCAAACCUGCCAAAGCUUCCACCCUUGCAGACGCUACUAAAGCCCUUGGCUCUGCCCUGCAGGCCUUCCUGUCACUGCUGGAAUUGUUAACGGCUCGUGGGAAAUAUGACGAGUUCUGUGUGCCCAUGGUCAUGGUUCCAGCCACUGUCUCCAACAAUGUGCCUGGCACAGACCUCAGCAUUGGCGCCGACACGGCUCUGAACGCCAUCACUACUACCUGCGACCGCAUCAAGCAGUCGGCCAGCGGGACCAAGCGGCGCGUGUUCAUCAUCGAGACCAUGGGCGGCUACUGCGGGUACCUGGCCACCGUGGGAGGCCUGGCGGCGGGGGCCGACGCCGCGUACAUCUACGAGGAGCCAUUCGACAUCAGAGACCUGCAGGCUAACGUGGAACAUCUGACGGAGAAAAUGAAGACCAGCAUUCAAAGAGGACUGGUCCUGAGGAACGAGAACAGCAACGAGAACUACACCACAGACUUCAUAUACCAGCUGUACACGGAAGAAGGGAAGGGCGUGUUUGACUGCAGGAAGAAUGUCCUGGGACACAUGCAGCAGGGCGGAGCGCCGUCCCCGUUCGACCGCAACUUCGGGACCAAGAUCUCAGCCAAGGCCAUGCAGUGGCUCUCCCAGAGGCUGGAGGAGACCUUCCGACGAGGCCGAGUGUUUGCCAACACGGAGGACACCUGCUGCCUGCUGGGGAUGCGGGCCAGGGCCCUGGUCUUCCAGCCAGUCGUGCAGCUCAGGGAGGACACCGACUUUGUUCACAGGAUCCCCAAAGAGCAGUGGUGGCUGAAGCUGCGCCCCCUGAUGAAGAUCCUGGCCAAGUACAAGACCAGCUACGACGUGUCCGACUCGGGCCAGAUGGAGCACGUCAUCCACACCCGGCCCAAAGAGUCGGACGCCUCGGUGGCCAUGUGA